AGAGAGGGAGGAAGGAGGGGUUCAUUCAGUUUGGUUUCUGGUCACAGCUCUGACAGACUCUGUCAGUCAGAGGCCUCGGGUGUUGGAUGUUUGCCGGACGUCACCUGGUGCGACAUGGAGCUGCUGCUGUCCUCGCUGAGCGACCUGGAUCCUGACGCUCUGGAGCUGGAGUACGGCGCGGUGCGUUCACACUCCACGUUGAUUAAGAGAGAUCUGGGUUUAACCACUGAGGCUGGAGCUCUGAAGGAAAACAUCAAGAAGAACAGAUACAAAGACAUCCUGCCACAUGACCAGACUCGAGUGGUGUUGACUCUGCUGACCUCAGAUUUCGACACAGAUUACAUCAACGCAAGUUUUAUCAAGGGGGCGAAAGCAGACAAGAGCUACAUCGCCUCUCAGGCUCCUCUCAGCGCCACAGUGACUGACUUCUGGAGGAUGAUCUGGCAACAUGACGUCAAGGUGAUAGUCAUGGCCUGCAGAGAGGUGGAGAUGGGGAAGAGGAAGUGUGACUGCUACUGGGCUCAGCUUCAUCAGGCCACUGCAUUCGGACCAUUUACCGUCAGCAGCCAGGGGGAGACACAACCUAAUGAAGAUGUGGUGGUUCGAGCUCUGACUGUCACAUACCAGCAGCUCAGCCGUUCACUGACUCAGUAUCAGUUCCUGUCGUGGCCGGAUCACGACAUUCCCUACGAGGCUGCAGGAGUCCUGGACCUGCUGGAGAGGGUGAGAGAGAGUCAGAGAACAUGCACGUCUCCUGUGCUGAUACACUGCAGUGCGGGCUGUGGGAGGACAGGAGUCAUCUGUGCUCUUGACUACAUCUAUGACCUGCUGGUUACCAAGCCAAUCACAACUGACUUCAGCAUCAUGAAGAUCGUCCUGGAGCUCCGGAGGCAGAGACCCUCAGCAGUCCAGACUAAAGAUCAGUAUCGGUUCAUCUUCUCGUCCGUCGCCUGUUUGAUCCAACGACUCCUGUGGCCGAGCGGUCGACAGCUCUACAGCAACCGGCCUCAGCUGAAGAAACAAGACAAGGAAACAACGGUGACUCCUGCUUCCUGCAACAAGAGAUCAUUGAGGCUGAGCAUGAAUGAUACGUACGCUGUGGUUAAUAAACCCAAACAUCCCCACCCACCUCCAUCAAAACCCACCCACUCUGAUGUAGCCCUGCCCAGAUCCAGCAGGUCCAUGCCCCAGUCCCACCACUAUGAUAACGACCCUGCAGGAGCGUCGGCGGCUCCCGUCUACAGCUGCGUCCGACCUCGAAAUACACCACUCAGCCUACAGCUCUCUGCCACGGCCAUCUAUGACAUGGCAAGUCCAAGCAGUCAUAGGCCGGGGGGGGGACUUCUGUCGCCGGGUAGCAACGGAGAGCAUCACGUGGCGGCAGCUGAACAACUUUCACCAACAAAUGAUGAUUAUGAAGAAUUCUCCUCUUCAGUCACGGACACGUCCGGCCUCUGUCCACCAGGGGGCAUCGGGUUUAACUGUCGUAUUCAGAAGCCCAAAGGACCCAGAGAUCCUCCAGCUGAGUGGAGCCGACUGGAGAGAUGAACCGCUUCAAACUGGACUCAGUGGAACUGGACUCAGUGGAACUGGACUCAGUCGAACUGGACUCAGUCAGUGUGUUAACGUUACCACAGAGAGAAGAUGUUCAGUUGACCUGAACUGAGACUUGUGUGUGAUUCGAUGUGUUGUGUUGUUUUGUGUCUGAUUCCUUCCUCUUUAUAUUUCAUCACGUCUUUGCGGUUUAUCAGAUUUUGAUUUUCAGUGUGGGUCAAUGUACAAACCUGUAGUGUAGAGAAGUACUGUCGUAAUAGUUUUACUGUUUCAUCUGCAAGUAGAAGUAAAAGUGAAGGUUUGUUAAAUGAGCCCGUCGUCUCAGGUCGACCCACUCUACCCGUGCUGACCACCAGGGGGCAGCAGAGCAACACAAAACAUCAGCAGUGAAACGUCCUGCAGGAGGAUAAAGUUACAGCUUCAUUUCAGAGGACACACACUGAUGUUACCCUCCUCGUGGUGGAUCAGUUGUAGAAUUCUCCCUGUCACACAGGUUCGAUUCCCACCCACUGCAAUAAAAUGAACCUGUUUAUCCUA
This is a messenger RNA of Hippoglossus stenolepis (Pacific halibut), 2091 nucleotides long. It is a transcript of the gene ptpn18, whose product is annotated as protein tyrosine phosphatase non-receptor type 18. The coding region runs from base 115 to 1548 and encodes 477 amino acids. Lineage: Eukaryota; Metazoa; Chordata; Actinopteri; Pleuronectiformes; Pleuronectidae. Gene Ontology annotation, cellular component: cytoplasm; nucleus. The record is from RefSeq and is a predicted model, not a curated record. Gene Ontology annotation, molecular function: non-membrane spanning protein tyrosine phosphatase activity. Gene Ontology annotation, biological process: peptidyl-tyrosine dephosphorylation. The transcript has 16 exons.